Messenger RNA from Cryptosporidium muris RN66, 1494 nucleotides. RefSeq lists its product as uncharacterized. The coding region runs from base 1 to 1494 and encodes 497 amino acids. Gene Ontology annotation, molecular function: antiporter activity. The record is from RefSeq and is a predicted model, not a curated record. Gene Ontology annotation, cellular component: Golgi apparatus. The transcript has a single exon. Lineage: Eukaryota; Apicomplexa; Conoidasida; Eucoccidiorida; Cryptosporidiidae.
AUGAGCACUGAGGAUUCUAAUUUGGCUAACAUUGUCAGUAUAGCCAAAAAGAAGUGUAAUUUCCAAGAUGGAAACAACCUAGAAUACUCUUCUCUAGCAGUAAAUAAUACAAAUGAUAUAGAAAAGGGACAACAAAAUUGUCAUGAAGUUCUUAACAAAAAUCAAAUUUAUUCAGUUCUAUAUAAUGAACUAUUCAAUUCCAAAAAGUGGUUUAUCUUUGAUAAUACUCCAAAUAUAUCUAUAAAAUUAUUUUUCAGCAUUACUUUUUACUUUAUUGUAAGUUUAUCGAUAGUCUUUUUAAAUUAUCAAAUUUUCUCUGGGAUGGCUCAUUAUCCAAUAUUUGUGUCAUGGUUUCAACAACUUGUUGGCCUAUUGACCAUGUAUUUAUUAGGCCAGUUAGCUAAAAUUAGUCCAUUUUUAAAUAAUUAUAUUGAUCAUUUUGAAUUGGAAUUUGGUAUUAUUAAAAAGGUUUGGUUUUUAUCUUUGGCAUUUGUAGGAAUGAUAGCAUUUAGUAAUACAUGUUUAAAAUAUGUCUUAAUUUCAACAUAUCAAGUAGCAAGAAGUACUACAAUCUUAUUCAAUAUUAUUUUAGCAUAUAUUGUAUUAGGGCAAAGAACUUCAUUUAAAUCAAUUAUAGCAUGUCUUGUUGUGGUUAUUGGCUUUAUAAUAGGCGCUUUAGAUCCAACAACCUUAAGCCUAUUUGGAGUAAUUAUGGGUAUGGGGUCUUCUGCUGUACAGGCAAUUUAUAAUGUAUUAAUUAAAAAACACUUAAAUACAGUAAAUAAUAAUCAACUAACUUUACUUACAUAUCAACUUUAUCUUUCUUCAGUUUUAUUUAUUCCAUUAGUACUUAUAACUAAAGAAUACGAAUGUGCAGUACUUUUAUAUCCUAUCAAUGGAUUUACAUCUAAGACUAUCCAAAUUUGGUUUAGUUUAAUACUUUCUGGUUUACUUUCAAUAUUAAUAAAUUUUGCAACAUUUAUAUUAAUAAAAGUUACUAAUCCUGUAACAUUUAAUAUAGUAGCAAUGUGUAAGGCUUGUGUACAGACUAUUGGUGGUAUACUAUUUUUCAAUGAACCUAUUACAAUCCAGUCAUUUCUUGGAAUAUUACUGACUAUUCUUGGUUCAUAUUGGUAUAGUAUUUCAAAAGAUUAUUUUGAAAAAAGUAGUACAAAUGAACCUUUAAGUUCUAGAAAAAAUCUAGGAAAUACAAACCAUGAUAUUACUAAUAACACAUGCAAAAUUGUAGAGUUUGUAGAAAUAAAUCAAAUAAAUAUUAAUAAUACUAUUGAUGAAAUAAGUGAAUCCGAAGAUGAAGAUAAAUAUAUUGAAGUUUUGAAGGUUGACAAUAACAAAAUAUUGGCAGAAAAAUCCUUUAAAUACCAUUCCAAUUAUAGUACAGAUACGAAGUCUACAGAGGAUAGUUCACAAAACUUAGAAUCAGAUAGUUCAUCAACAAUUUCAGUAGAUGAUGGCUCAGGAUUUGAUGAAUAA